Messenger RNA from Cyprinodon tularosa, 4327 nucleotides. It is a transcript of the gene tmem8b, whose product is annotated as transmembrane protein 8B. Gene Ontology annotation, cellular component: plasma membrane. Bases 16 to 2622 code for a protein of 868 amino acids. NCBI's taxonomy places the organism in Eukaryota, Metazoa, Chordata, Actinopteri, Cyprinodontiformes, Cyprinodontidae. The record is from RefSeq and is a predicted model, not a curated record. The transcript is spliced from 13 exons.
AGGGCCGCUGCUCCAAUGAAAUCGCUCGACAUAUUGAGGUUGUCAAAUCAAAGCCAAAGAGGAGGCGCGGUUCACGUCGUCGUCGGAGUGACGUCAUGCACAAACAGCUGGUCGCUGGCUGAUAAUCAGAAAAAAUGUAGACCAGGAGAGCUCCUCAGACCUGCAGCCGGGCUGGAGCCCUCCUCACAACUCGUUCGGCUUUUAACGAUGUUGCAGCUGGAGCGCCAGGGCUGUGGAUGUAGCCCUCCGAGGCUCCUCUUGCUUGUUUACACCUUUUUCUGCGCUGUUGGAGAUUGCCUUUUUGUGACUGAUUACUUCACCCGUACGCCUCGUAAGCUGAAUGCUUUCAACUCCUUUGCCAGUGUGGAGCUGUUCCACUUCAAUGUGCCUGAAGACACAAUGAUGGCCGUCUGGAACCUCAUCACCUUCAAGGAGCAAGGGGGCACAUUUGGGGACAGCUGCCCAAACCGCAAUGUGACAGUAUAUUUCAGGUCAGGGGCACCUCCGGUGAUCAAUCCCCUUUACACCCGCUUCCCUCAAGAUACAGUCGUCCCGGGGUCCUUCGCUGUGACCUUGACCUGGACUCUUCCAAACCGAACAACUGGAGCGUUCAACGUGACUAGCCCUCUCCCUGGAGACUGGUUCUUAGCCGCACAUUUACCCAAAGAUGAGGGCAAGAUCUCAGUCAAGGGUCUGUCUGAGGAAUGCCAAUAUCUGUUCCAGCCUCAACUCAUUGUCCAGAAGCUGAUUGGAAUUUCCGUACUUUAUCCUGGGUACUUUAUUGAUCAGAUGAUUCCAAUCCAUAACAGAUCAGCACUUUACAAGGUUUUCAUUCCUAAUUAUGUAUCGAAGGUAAAGGUUCAGCUGGUGAACUGCAGCACCAAAAACAAAAGCAGCGACACUUGUCCUGUGGUGCUGAAGAUGAGAGCGCAGGCGCCGCCGGUGCACAACUCGAGUGCCCUUGACUGCAGGGAAUGGAACCCGUGUGAAUUAGUCACCCUCGUACCUGCCUGGGAGCAAUGGUACUACAUCCUUGUUGAGAGGUAUCUGAGUAACUCCGACGUCUACUUUCGCAUCGGCGUGCAAGUGACAGAUUGCUCUAAACCGAGUUCAUCAAAGGAGCGAGCACAGUCCAGUUCCUCCAUGAACAUGCCUCAGUCUUUUGGAACAGCAAUGGGGUUCUCCCUGUCUGACACCCUGCUCAUGGCCUCACUGCCCUCCCUCUCUCACAAUGCAAGUCACCUGCACACCUCGGAGGACAGCAUCAUUUACCUUCCCCCGACAGCAGACACCAACAAAUGCUGGCCCAUUCGCCCAACCCUGCGUAACGAACUGGAUACCUUCUCUGUGCACUUCUACGUCUUCUUUGGUCCAAACAUCUCCAUUCCACCAGACCGGGCUGCUGUGUUUGCCAUCAACCUGAUGCCUGUUUUAGACAGCGGUGGGGUCCUUAACAUGGAGCUCAAAUUAAACCUGUCUUCGCUAAGAGGAGCAAAUUUGACUGUAUUCGGCUGCCUUAAUCAUGGAAUGCCUCUCUUCCUGAGAGAAAAUUCGUCACUGAAAUGUGAAUCAGAAUCUGUUGCUGGGUUUUUCCUCUCUGUCAACAUCUCCUCUAACGUUACCAAACUCAGAAUUCCCUACCCACAAACAGGAACCUGGUACCUCAGUCUGCGCUCUUUAUGCGCCACUGUACACGGGUUUGAAGGAUGCACCAAUGUAACUGCACUGGUAUAUAUGCGUGCUUAUCUGACUCCAUGCAUCAAUGAUUGUGGGACAUAUGGACAGUGCAAGCUCCUACGAACCAACAACUACCUUUAUGCUGCAUGUGAAUGCAAAGCAGGCUGGAAUGGCUGGGGCUGUACCGACAACUCUGAAGCCUACUCUUACAGCUUCCAGCUCCUCUCCACCCUCCUGCUCUGUCUCAGCAACCUGAUGUUCGUUCCACCUGUGGCCAUCGCUAUUCGAAGCCAAUACCUGCUGGAGGCUUCAGUCUACAUCUUCACCAUGUUCUUCUCCACGUUUUACCAUGCAUGUGACCAACCUGGUAUUGUGGUGUUUUGCAUCAUGGAGUACGACGUCCUGCAGUUUUGUGACUUCCUUGGGUCACUUAUGUCAGUGUGGGUCACAGUCAUUGCCAUGGCAAGGCUAAAAUCUAUCAUCAAACAGGUGCUGUAUCUGCUCGGGGCGAUGUCUCUGUCAAUGGCUCUGCAGCUGGACCGUCACGGUCUGUGGAACCUGCUGGGACCUAGCCUGUUUGCACUGGGCAUAAUGGCUGUGGCAUGGACGGUGCGGACCAUUCGCCGCAGACGCUGUUACCCGCCCACCUGGAAGCGCUGGGUUUUCUUCCUGUUUCCCGGGACCAUGAUUGCCACAUCAGCGGUGGCUCUGUACGCCUUCGUAGAGACAGAGGAGAACUACUUCUACAUCCACAGCAUCUGGCACAUGCUGAUUGCAGGGAGCGUCGGCUUCCUUUUACCGCCGCGUGCCAAGCCAGAGGUGGCCAAGGUGACCCCGCUGAAGCGUAAGCGGGGCUGCGGCUAUCAGCUGUGUGUGAAUGAACACGAGGAACUGGGCCUGGUUGACCCAGGCAUCAUAACUAUCAACAGCAUCUGUACCAGCUGAUAACUCCCCAUUCACAACUUUUUACCUUACAAACACUUCAUUGCCUUCUUUUACUGCAGAAAUUCACUCAUGGAAAUGAAGCCACAAAACUUUUAAAAAGGAGGAAUGAAAAAAAAAACAAUGUAAAUACUUAAAUCCUAAUGUGACACUAAAAUUCCUUCUGUUGUAAUGGUCAUGGUAAUGAUAUAAUUAUUAUCUAUAGCUAAAGUUCUGAUGAAUUGUGGGUAUAUAGUGACAAACUGUUGUUUGUGAAUAUGUAUUUAAAGUCAAAGCUGAAACACUGCUGCUAUCUGACGGUGACUGCAAAUCUGCUUCUGUUGGUUAUUUAUUGCUGGUCUUGUGAGCAGGCUAAGGACUGAGGUGUGCGAGGGUGGGGGUCACAGGUGAACGGUGACACGGAUGGACUUCUACAAACGGCACGGCUUUUGUGAAAUCCUUUUAAGAUUUAUCUUUUGCACUGAGACACAAAAUGUUAGUCUGUACAUUUUUAUAAUACAACGGGCGUAACAAAUGUAAAACCUAGUUGUCAUGUGGAAUGUUAGAUCGUCUUUUGCAAAUGCAAUGUAUCACUUUUACAUGAAUGCGUUGAUUUUUGUGGAUAAAAAAACCCAAAGUUCUUGAAAGAAAAGAGGUUGUUAUACUUAAAAGAACUGUUUUUUUUUUUUUAGUUUGGAUAAAGUUGUAUUGGGUACUUUUUAGUCAGUAUCUUACCUGCAGUUGACAGCAUUCUGAGUGACCUCAGUUUGGAGAAUUAGAGACAUUUUACCAAAAAGAGUUAAUUCUUUACUAAGACUUUAUCCAUCAAUUCUCGUUCCACAUAAAUGUAAAUAGAUUUGCUUCUUAUUCUAUCACACUAUUGCACAUUUACCUUGCAUUCAGAUUCUAUGUGAAGUUAUAAUUUACUUUUUGUCAAAAAAAUCCAUUUCACAAUUGUCACAAUCCUGAGGUGCAAUAUAUAAACAGCACAUAAUUACUACUGCUAAAAACAGUAUAUAUAUUCUAUGCUAAUGAAAGAGCAAUGACAAGAUAAUUACCUUAUCAAAUCUCAUAUAAUUUGAUGCAGAGCCUGUCUGCUCUGAAAGUUAAAUUGUCUCAUCUCACUGUAUGUUUUAGGGUCCUGCAAUUGGACCAAUUUUCUAAUGACUUCAUUGAAAUUUUAUCUAAAUUAUGUUGUCAAUGAUCCUAUGAAGUAUUAAUCUUUCAGCCCAAGGUGGUAGUACAUUUAACACCUUUCAUUCCACUCCACGUGCAAAUUUAUGUAAAGGGGCAUUUUACAUGAGAUACACACGACUUAAAAUUUCACACAAAGCACUUUAUUCACUUACAUUUUAGUUCAGCUAACUACUGGUUUUACAAUUGUCAAAUGUUACAGCAGCUGCUCAACUCUUGUGCACUGCUCUGAUUGAUCACUCUCCUGAUGUACAAAAGUCAAAACAGCUGGAUUUGAUGGAAUUCAGUAAAAAUAUCAAACGCUACUGCUUCAAAAAAAAAGGCAUGGUUUUAUAGUGAGAUUAAAAAUUUUAACCCAUUUGAGAUCAAACGGCUUUUUUUCUGCAAUGGUGUCCAAAGGGAGAAUUUUGGUGCUAAUUCAUUCAUGUUUUCAAAACUCAUAUCACCAUGGAACCCAAAUGUCCAUUGUAUUUAUUGAAAAUCAAUUAACUUUUUGUGUUUCCUUUUCUAAUAAAGAGCAAUUAAAAAGAUUAAA